UAGAUUGAAAUGUAUUUUACAGUGAAAAAUUUAUAAAGUUGAUUCAAUAGCACCUUCAUAGCCUUAUUUAUAAAUAUAACCUAAAAAUUUAUAGCUAACGAGUGUUUAAAAAGAAUAUGAUUGAUGAGCGUAAUUUUCGAUCUUCUUAUUAUGAAAAGGUGGGAUUUCGAAGUGUUGAAGAAAAGAAAUCUUUGGAAAUGUUAUUACGAGAUCGACCUUUUGAUAAAGCCAAAUUAAAACAAUUUUGCUUGAGAUUCACUGUACCAGUAAUGUAUAGAAAUUUAUUAUGGAAAAUUUUACUGGGUAUAAUUCCUGUAUAUGAAGAAAGCCAUAAUUUCGUGAUGACUCAACGAACAUCUGAAUUUAAUGAUUUGAGAAAAGCAUUAAGAGAUACAAAAAUUACUGAUGAUUCAACAAAACAUUAUCAAAUGUUUUUAAUGAUGUGGCUUUUAAGAAAUAGAACAGCCAAAAUUGACAUCAGCUCUCAAUUGGAAACUCAAUUAUUAAAAGCCAUGAGUAAAAUGGCAGAAAGUCUUUGGAAUAUCAGUGUUGUGGAUCAGGAACAAGAAAAACUUGUGGAAGUAUAUUGGAUUCUCAGUGGUUUUUUGGAUCAAAUACAGAAAUUUAGUGGUGAAGUAGGCCGAUUACAAGAAUGUACUUGCUCAAUGUUGGAGCGAGAGGAUAAUGAGCUUUAUAAUCAUUUAAUAAGCAUAGAAUCUAUGCAAACAUUACCUUUUGAGUUUUGGUAUCACUCGUGUUUUGCUGGUACUAUAAGUAAUGGCUCAAUAACCAAAAUAUGGGAUAAAAUUGCAGUUGGUGCUUAUAGAAUUUUAGUUUUUGUUACAAUUGUGAUGUUAACUACAUUAAGACGAUGUAUCUUACGUUGUGAAAAUUUAGAGAAAGUCAUAGAGACUAUCAAUAACAUAACGGAAGAAGUUUCAGAAGUAAUAGUAAACAAAGCCAUAGAGGGUUGGCAACAAAGUGGUUCAAUAAUGAUAACUUCACAAAAUCCAUCACCUCAUGUACAAAGUUCGUGAAAAAAUCUGUUUAAUUUACUGUGAUAAUAUUACUGCAAAAUAUAUUGUACAUAAUUUUUAUGCUUCAAAGCUUUA
Molecule: messenger RNA, 1112 nt
Organism: Ceratosolen solmsi marchali
Lineage: Eukaryota; Metazoa; Arthropoda; Insecta; Hymenoptera; Agaonidae
Gene: TBC1d7
Product: TBC1 domain family member 7
Exons: 5
Coding region: 117-1037 (306 amino acids)
Biological process (GO): negative regulation of TOR signaling; activation of GTPase activity
Molecular function (GO): GTPase activator activity
Source: RefSeq, a predicted model, not a curated record